Messenger RNA from Impatiens glandulifera, 965 nucleotides. Its product is annotated as bidirectional sugar transporter SWEET1. Gene Ontology annotation, biological process: carbohydrate transport. Gene Ontology annotation, molecular function: sugar transmembrane transporter activity. The record is from RefSeq and is a predicted model, not a curated record. Lineage: Eukaryota; Viridiplantae; Streptophyta; Magnoliopsida; Ericales; Balsaminaceae. The transcript is spliced from 6 exons. Gene Ontology annotation, cellular component: membrane. Bases 59 to 802 code for a protein of 247 amino acids.
CGAUUCAAUUAGGGCUAUUCUCUCUCUCUCUCUCACUCUUGAACAAGUUCAAGAACUAAUGGGGAAUACUGUCCAUUUCGUCUUUGGGAUUUUUGGAAAUGUUAAUGGCCUUCUUCUCUUCUUGGCUCCAGUGAUUACUUUCAAGAGAAUCUUGAUAAACAAAUCUACUGAGGACUUUUCCGGAAUUCCAUAUGUCAUGACCCUCCUCAACUGUCUCCUCUCUGCCUGGUAUGGAUUGCCUUUUGUUUCGAAGAACAACGUGUUAGUGUCGACAAUCAAUGCGACCGGAGCCGGCAUAGAAUGCAUCUACGUCCUCAUUUUCCUCAUUUUCGCAGCAAAGAAAGAAAAAGCCAAGAUUCUUGGCCUCCUCACUUUCAUCCUCUCCGUCUUCGCCGCCGUCGCGUUUAUUUCCAUGUUUGCCCUCCACGGCAACGGCAGAAAAGUCUUUGCCGGAUUUGCUGCAGCCAUCUUCUCCAUUAUUAUGUAUGCUUCACCUCUUUCCAUCAUGAGGUUGGUGAUUAAGACUAAGAGUGUCGAGUUCAUGCCAUUUUUCCUUUCGCUAUUCGUCUUCCUUUGUGGUACUUCGUGGUUCGUAUAUGGGCUUCUAGGAAAAGACCCUUUUGUCGCGGUUCCAAAUGGUUUUGGAAGUUUAUUAGGAGCGGUCCAGCUGGUCCUAUACUUCAUUUAUCGUGACAACAAAGUGGAAGAAGACAAGAAACGUGUCAUGGAAACAAACGGAUCGAUUGAAUUGGAGAAAAAACAGCAACAACAGCAGCAGCAUAAUAAGAUAGACUUGGUCUAGAGGAUUAUGUCCCUUGCUUCUCCACUCUUCAGUCAAUUGUUGUUGUUUUCAAAAAAUUAAUAUUAGAAUUCACAUGGAGAAGUUUUAGUAAGUUUUAGUUUGUUUCUAUGUAAGAUGAUGGAUGGAUCAUGUUGUAUGGAUAAGGAGGUUUCUCUUAUUUGAA